This is a messenger RNA of Neurospora crassa OR74A, 4619 nucleotides long. RefSeq lists its product as hypothetical. Gene Ontology annotation, biological process: SREBP signaling pathway. The transcript is spliced from 3 exons. Lineage: Eukaryota; Fungi; Ascomycota; Sordariomycetes; Sordariales; Sordariaceae. The record is from RefSeq and is a predicted model, not a curated record. The coding region runs from base 1053 to 4520 and encodes 1155 amino acids. Gene Ontology annotation, molecular function: sterol binding; protein binding. Gene Ontology annotation, cellular component: endoplasmic reticulum membrane; Golgi membrane.
CUUCCCUCCCCUUCUCCCAAUACCACUCCAGAGACCACAGCUUCACUACGACCUCACAGAGGACGUUCCGUCAGGCCGGCACCCACCCCCAUACCACCCAUCCAUACCUCUUUCGGGCAUCUCUCCCUGUGACACGCUAGAAUCGCUUUAGAGUUGGGGCUCUUCUACGUUGGGACUAGGGCCUCCAUUGCCUGCAUCACUGCGCAGCAUUGAUCUUCGCUGGGGUCACUGGCAUUUCUUAACGUUUGAUCGACUGGCCGCAAGUGCCACCACUACCAUUCACACACACGCCCCAGUCACCACACACACCGGCUGUCUCUGAGAUCGAUCCGCUUCUUCCCACCACCAGAAAAGGAACGCCAGCUCACCAUUUAGAAGAGCAGCUACCAGCAGUCUCCCGGCAAAAGCCUCGGCCAACAUCAUACUACAUAAGUCUCAGAGAGGGCACGCACCCAAGCAUCCACCAGAGAGCAUCUCACAGCAAAAGGUCACCGAUCGGACCACUCACUUAUCGCCAACCACGACGGGGAAAGUAAAUCAUCUUUGUCACCGACCACGACCCCCAGCACUCUCUACACUUACUGCACCUCAUUCGCUGGAGGGGAUUUGUUGACGCCAUAGCAACCACUUGGACUGUUCGGUAUCACCGCCGUUGCUACUGCGGUGGCAGUUCGAAGCCGACCCGUUUGACAGGGAAUUCCACGGGGAAGGCCCCCCCAAACACCCUCACAGACUAAUUUCUGGACAGCUAGAAGUCCUAGUUUCUCCGUCUCCAGUUUCACUCUAGGCCCCUCUUAUAGUCACUUGCCACCUCCACUUCGGCCAUCCACUUCGACAUCACUGGCAGAAUUCUACCCCGAUGCGACUGUGACUUUUUUGACCAGAUCGACCUGUUAUCCAUCCGCUCCAGUCAGCUGUCUCUCUCCUCAGCAAGGGGCAUAAUAUCUAUUUUCCGCCAUCACUACGACUAGGAGAUGUAAUCGGCCUCUUCCUGUCUCAUAACCAAGUCCUCCAUCUACUACAGGUGGCUGACCUAAGCCGUUUGGGCGAUUAUGCUGUGGUAUUUACUUUACCCACUAAGAGGGACAACCGAAGCCCCUGUGCUUCCUCCAGACCAUCCUCUGCGAACAGCUUUUUCGCGAUAUGGAACCUGGACUGCCCGCCAUGUCAAGACAGUGCUCCCUUUGUCGGUAGCUCUCGUCUUCUGCCUGCUUUAUCCCAUAUUUUUUCUCUACACAACAGACGCCACCAACGUUACUAGCGGGGUGUCUAACCUUCCUCACCAUGUCUGGACUGAUGCUCAGCCGCUUAGUGAACGCGCUGUCGCCGAGCCCGACGUCAUCAUGCGUUCCGUCUGGGUGCACGGCAGCUACAUGAAAGCACUAGACCGCGAAAUUCUGCUGGGAGCUCUGGAACUGCAGGAUACACUAUUGGGACCAACCACCAACUUCAACCCUCGCCGACCGCACGCAUCUCGUAUCUUGCCCCAUGAUCCUACGGUUGACAUGACUCGGGACCAAAGGGAUGCUUUCCAUAUCGUCAAUGGUUUGACGGAUCAAUCGUGGUUCUUUCACUCGCCCCUACAGUACUGGGGUGGUUCUGCCGAUAACAUCGCUGCAGACAGUGAUAUUAUUUCUACUGUCAACGAGAAGAAGACGCAGUCAACUUCGGUUAACAUUACUUUGCGGCAUUCGUUUGUCUUCAGCGGGAAGCGUUUCGAGGAACGGAGACUUGUUGCGGCCGACGCUCUGGUUAUCACCCUGAUUCAUCUCAAAGAUUCACCCCUUGGUCGACAGUGGGUUCGAAAUGCUGAGAGACUGGCUGCGCAGGUACAUGACAAGUGGACAGUCAUUCCACAUGACGGCAAGAGCAUGGCGAGUCAGUUAUACGAGUUCCAGUUUCGACCAAUGUCAUGGCCGGACUGGUUUCUCUUGACCAUCGCCUACUCGCUCACGCUUUUCUACCUUCUUCUCAGCCUUUCCAAGCUGCGCGCCGUCAAGUCCAGAUUCGGGCUCAUGGCUACUAUCCUGGCCCAGAUCGCGGCUUCGAUCGGCUCCAGCUUCACAAUCUGCGCCAUUUUCAAAAUCGACCUGUCUCGUGUCCCAUAUUAUGCCUACCCGCUUGUGGUUCUGGCUAUCAGUAUGGAGAAUUCGUUUCGGCUGAUCAAUGCCGUCAUUAUGACCUCUUCGUCCAUCAGCAUCAGCGACAGGAUAGGAGAGGCCUUCGGCCAGACCGCUUAUGUUGCCAUCCUUAACAGGUUGCAGAACCUGGCUAUCCUCCUCGGCCUAUCCAGGAUCACGUUCCCGGGUGUUGCUGCCUUUUGCACAUUUGCUGCAGUUGCCAUUGUCUUCGAUUUUCUCUACCUUGCAACUUUCUUCCUAGCGGUUCUUAGCGUGGAUGUGCGCCAGCGGGAACUUUACGAGCUGGAAAAGGCUUCGUUGAGGAAAACCAACGAUGUCUACGAGAUCACCUUGCUCGAUCGUAUCCGCCGGAUUCGCCAUGGUGGGGCAACCGUAUCAACCCGGGUUGCUGGUACCAUAGUCAUUCUUGGCUUCAUCUUGCUCGCGCAGUCUCACUAUGCGCUAGAGAGCGGCAGCCAGUGGCUCAACUGGAUAUUCACGCGAUCCUGGAGGGUUGCCGAACCUGCCUUCUCCAAGUCUUCACACUUGGUCGACAUCCAUCAAGCCAGAAGCCCUACGUCGUGGCUCCGCCUUCAGGAUCAUGAGACUGCGCGAGAAGUUAUCAACGUGGUCAAGCCUUGGGCGCAUAGUUACGUCGCGCGCGUGUACGAACCACUGGUUUUCGUAGCAAAGGGCGCCAAUCGCAUCCCCCAUAGCCCGGAGCCCAUGUUCCUGCCGGCCGUGUACGACUUCAUUCACAACGAGAUUCCGCGCUUCGUGGUGAUCAUGUUGAUGCUGGUGGCCCUGCUUCUACUUCUUACCAACUACCUCCUACAGGGCAAUGACAAGCAGGCAGGUGAUCCUGACCAUCCUGAAAACGAGCCUCUGCUGUCGGUACGAAGUCUCAGUCACGGCCAUGACCUUGACGUCGUCAAGAUGGCUGUUUCGCCAGGCCACAAGCUUGUUUCCGUAGGGCUGGACAGGAACAUUCAGAUUUGGGAUGUACCACUGAACUCGCGGACGCGCGUCAUGUCCGAUUCUGAAACUCCUCUGGAAAAUCCGUUCCCAGUUCUGGCCAUGGCAAUUGAUGAUGACUCGAAGUGGUUGGCUUUACUGACAUGGCAAAGGGUUCUGCUUUGGGAUACUGACGAGCAGCAAUGGGGGUUGUCGAUUGAGGUCGAACUUGGCGGUCACAAACCGGAAGCCAUGUUCUUCAACUAUACGAACAAGACUUUGGAUACGCCGUCUCUUGUUGUCGUGAGGAAGAAUGGCACAAUGUUUGAGCUUGACCUUGAAGGUACGGCGUCCAAGGAGUUUACCAUUUGCAAGACUCCUUUUGCCAUGGCGCUGCCAUUUGUAGAGCUCACCUCUGCAAACCAAGUCAGCCAGUCGCUCUCAAUCCUGACGCUAUCACGCAAAAGCUGUAUCCACAUUGUACGACAGCAACCUGGCGGGUGGACUUCCAAGGAAGUGAAGCUCACGACAGGCGAGGCGAAGGACAUCCACUCCAUCGUCCCUGCACCUGACCUAUCCAUGUACCUCGUCUGCAGGUCCCGCUCGGUUGACCUGGUCGAUCUUGAAUCGUCGGCCGUCAUUCAGACCUUUAACACCGAACCCAUGGAGCCACGAUCAUUGAAGCUCCUACUAUCCUCUCGUGGAGCUCCGCAGCACGGGCUACCGCCCUUGUCGCUGUGCUACAUCAGUUUGGAGACGGGCGAUCUCGUGAUUCAGACCUUUUACCGAGCAGACGAGGUCGAUCCCAUGCAUUAUCCCAAGGAUUAUGCUCCUGAAGCGCCGAAUCAGCCAUGGAAUGAGGAGAAAGAAGUAAAGAAGCGAAUCGAGAAACCAGGCCGCUGGGAGAUACUCCCGAACGGAGGUAUCGUGGGUGUCAGACGAGUGCCUGUGGCCUCCUUGUCGUCAUCACGACGUAGGAGCUUCCGGGCGGUGUCAUCAGGAGUCGGAACCGGAUACGGUUUGCGACGACGUGGAGCAGGGAGCGGUGGCACAGCUGCUGAUUCUACCGAUGUCACAACUCCAGACAUAGGCAUGACGGUAUGGGAGGCCUGGGCCUUCAACAAUCUGGAAAGUGCCAAGACCAAAGGUAUCGAGACGCAGCCGCUUGAUCAACAAGCGGACGGGGAGGACGCCAUGUAUGAUAACUUGUGGGUUUCAGAGCUGGGGCCCAUGGUAAGGCUGGGCACGGCGAGCGUGGCGGUGGGGCUUGGAAAUGUGAUCAAGGUGAUCAGUGUUGGACACGAGCAUUUCGAUAAGGUGGUCACGAGGGACCGGUUGACGGCGGAGAAUUUGAGGAAUCAAAAUUAUUUCAGGCGGAGGAAGACGGGGUCGGCGCAAAGAGCAAGGGGAGGAUUGGGAGGAGGAGGUGCGGCUGCUGGUAUUUGAGUGUAGAGAUAUCACCAUGGUGUAGAGGUGGAGUAACAGGUAUGUGAAUGUGGUCAUUGUAGAAAUUCAAUAUACCAAAGUGCUCUUUGCUGCUUUGGG